Messenger RNA from Elaeis guineensis (African oil palm), 775 nucleotides. RefSeq names its product MYB31 transcription factor31. NCBI's taxonomy places the organism in Eukaryota, Viridiplantae, Streptophyta, Magnoliopsida, Arecales, Arecaceae. The record is from RefSeq and is a predicted model, not a curated record.
GGAAACGGUCGAGAAAGGAGGAGAUUAAUUAACCACAGACGCCAUGGGAAGGUCUCCAUGCUGCGAGAAAGCUCACACCAACAAGGGAGCAUGGACCAAGGAGGAAGAUGACCGUCUGAUCGCCUACAUCCGUACCCAUGGCGAGGGAUGCUGGCGCUCUCUCCCCAAGGCCGCCGGCUUGCUUCGUUGCGGCAAGAGCUGCCGCCUCCGCUGGAUAAACUACCUGCGCCCCGAUCUCAAGCGUGGCAACUUCACCAAGGAAGAGGACGAGCUCAUCAUCAAGCUCCAUAGCCUCCUUGGCAACAAAUGGUCUCUCAUAGCAGGAAGGUUGCCAGGGAGGACGGACAACGAGAUAAAGAACUAUUGGAACACACACAUUAGAAGGAAGCUGUUGAAUCGGGGAAUUGACCCCGCCACGCACCGUCCGAUCCAUGCACCUCUUUCGGACUUCACCAUCACUUUUGCGGAGAGAGAGAAGAAGGGUGUGGGAAUUCUUCGGCGCGAGGAAGAGAUGUCUAGCAGCAGCAGCGAGGAGUCGUCAUCUUGGCAGCAAUACAAGCACCUGGAUCUAAAUUUAGAGCUGUCUAUAAGCCCUCCGUUCCAAGAAGCAGUUCAGCCCAUCGAGGAGGAGAGGAGACUUUGUUCCAACUGCAUGAGCUUGGGGCUGCAGAAGAGCCAGGAGUGCAAGUGUAAUAGCUUUCUUGGGCUCCUUACUGGGAGUCUUAGACUAUAGAACCGUCGAGAUGAAAUGAAAUGCUUACUAAUUAGUCUCCUA